UCACCAUCAUCUGAAGUCACUUUCCAAAAAGGACCAUAUCAUCAUCUAUUCCAGGAUUGAAGAGGGAAUGGCUAUGGCCACAGCUCCAAAGCGAGCCUGGCCCCCAUGGCCCCCUCUCCUGUUCCUGCUCCUCCUGCCCGGAGGGAGCUGUGGCGGGUGCCCUGCUGUCUGUGACUGCACCUCCCAGCCACGGGCAGUGCUCUGUGCCCAUCGGCGACUGGAGGCUGUGCCUGGGGGACUCCCACUGGACACUGAGCUCCUGGACCUGAGUGGGAAUCGCCUGUGGGGGCUUCAGCAGGGCAUGCUCUCCCGCCUGGGCCUGCUCCGGGAGCUGGACCUCAGCUACAACCAGCUGUCCACCCUGGAGCCUGGAGCCUUCCACGGCCUCCAAAGCCUACUCACCCUGAGGCUGCAGGGCAAUCGGCUGCGGAUCAUGGGGCCUGGGGUCUUCUCGGGCCUAUCUGCCCUCAGGCUGCUGGACCUCCGCCUCAACCAGAUUGUCCUGUUCCUUGACGGAGCAUUUGGGGAGCUGGGCAGCGUCCAGCAGCUGGAGGUGGGGGACAACCACCUGGUGUUUGUGGCUCCAGGGGCCUUUGCAGGGCUGGCCAAGCUGAGCACCUUCACGCUGGAACGCUGCAACCUCAGCACAGUGCCUGGCCUGGCCCUGGCCCGCCUCCCGGCACUGGUGGCCCUAAGGCUUCGAGAACUGGAUAUCGGGAGGCUGCCAGCCGGGGCACUCCGGGGGCUGGGGCAGCUAAAGGAGCUGGAGAUCCACCACUGGCCAUCACUGGAGGCUCUGGAGCCUGGGAGCCUGGUUGGGCUCAAUCUCAGCAGCCUGGCCAUCACCCGCUGCAAUCUGAGCUCAGUGCCCUUCCAGGCGCUCCACCACCUGAGCUUCCUCAGGGUCCUGGAUCUGUCUCAGAACCCCAUCUCGGCCAUCCCAGCCCGGAGGCUCAGUCCUCUGGUGCGGCUCCAGGAGCUGCGACUGUCGGGCGCGGGCCUCACCUCCAUUGCCGCCCACGCCUUCCACGGCCUGACUGCUUUCCACCUCCUAGACGUGGCGGACAAUGCCCUUCAGACUCUAGAGGAAACGGCCUUCCCUUCUCCGGACAAACUCGUCACCCUGAGGCUGUCUGGCAACCCCCUGACCUGUGACUGCCGCCUCCUCUGGCUGUUACGGCGCCGCGGCCGCCUGGACUUCGGCUCCUCGCCCCCGGCCUGUGCCAGCCCACGGCCCGUGCAGGGCAAGAGCCUGAGGGAGUUUUCAGACAUCCUACCUCCCGGGCACUUCACUUGCCAGCCAGCCCUGAUCCGGAAGUCCGGGCCGCGGUGGGUCAUUGCAGAGCAGGGGGGGCAUGCUGUUUUCUCCUGCUCUGGAGACGGGGACCCAGCCCCGACUGUCUCCUGGAUGAGACCUCAGGGGGCUUGGCUGGGAAGGGCUGGGCGAGUGAGGGUCCUAGAGGAUGGGACGCUGGAGAUCCGCUCAGUGCAGCUACAGGACAGAGGGGCCUAUGUCUGCGUGGUCAGCAAUGUUGCUGGGAAUGACUCCCUGAGGACCUGGCUAGAAGUAAUCCAAGUUGAACCACCAAAUGGCACUCUCUCUGACCCCAAUAUCACCAUGCCAGGGAUCCCAGGGCCCUUCAUCCUGGACAGCAGAGGUGUUGCUAUGGUGCUGGCAGUUGGCUUCCUCCCCUUCCUCACCUCAGUGACCCUCUGCUUUGGCCUCAUUGCCCUCUGGAGCAAGGGCAAAGGCCAGGUCAAACAUCACAUGACCUUUGACUUUGUGGCACCUCGGCCCUCUGGGGAUAAGAACUCUGGGGGUAACCGGGUCACUGCCAAGCUCUUCUGACCUUUCCUUCCACAUUGGAAUUCCAGCCAAGCCAGCUUCAGAUACCAAAAGAGAAAAAAGAAAACCAAGGCUGCUUGCACCAGAACCUAGUCCCACACCUGCCCGCAUCGUGCCAGCAGCUAAUGACACCUCCCGAUGGUCUGCCUCCCCCUGCUUUUGCAGUUUGAGGGUCCCAGGGGGCAGGAGAUGUAAAUCCAUAGUCAGCCCAGCCCUACCCACCCAUCCCCCUGAUACAAAGCAGGAAACAGCCCCAAGGCUCCAGUCUGUUUGUUCGCACACACUUACACCCUUUAACAAUCACUACUGACUGCCAACCACAGUUAUAAGAUUAUUGCAGAGGUGGGGCGCCUGGGUGGCUCAGUCAUUAAGCGUCUGCCUUCG
Messenger RNA from Neomonachus schauinslandi (Hawaiian monk seal), 2230 nucleotides. RefSeq names its product leucine rich repeat and Ig domain containing 4 (gene LINGO4). NCBI's taxonomy places the organism in Eukaryota, Metazoa, Chordata, Mammalia, Carnivora, Phocidae. The transcript has a single exon. Gene Ontology annotation, molecular function: protein binding. The record is from RefSeq and is a predicted model, not a curated record. The coding region runs from base 68 to 1849 and encodes 593 amino acids.